This is a messenger RNA of Paramecium octaurelia, 243 nucleotides long. The record is from the annotation of a GenBank genome assembly. Lineage: Eukaryota; Ciliophora; Oligohymenophorea; Peniculida; Parameciidae.
AGCGAAAUAAGAAUUCAUGAGAUUUCUCAACGAGAAGGAAACAAAAUGUUCUCCCUUAAUAGUUUUAGCUAAUAAGCAGGAUAUUACUAGAAUUAGUAUUGAGGGAUUAAAGCAGUUUUUUGAGCUUCCACAUAAUGAAAGAAAUUGUUACAUACAACCAUUCUCCGCUAAGACUGGAGAGGGAUUGUAUGAAGGUUUGGGCUGGUUAACUACAAUAUAUAGUACUAAAUGAUAAUAUUAGUA